AUGUCUCUGAGUCUGUCCUUAUUUUUUCGCCGAACAACGGCGAAGGAGGGGAGGGGUGUUUCCCCAAAAGCAAGGCUGUCAACGGCGCGGUUCGUUCAAGCAUUCAGGUGUCGCAACUCUGCUUUUCUUUUGUUCGGGCUCUGCCGUCAAGUGUCAUGA
This is a messenger RNA of Colletotrichum costaricense, 159 nucleotides long. RefSeq lists its product as uncharacterized. The record is from RefSeq and is a predicted model, not a curated record. Bases 1 to 159 code for a protein of 52 amino acids. The transcript has a single exon. Lineage: Eukaryota; Fungi; Ascomycota; Sordariomycetes; Glomerellales; Glomerellaceae.